This is a messenger RNA of Aspergillus chevalieri, 444 nucleotides long. RefSeq lists its product as uncharacterized. The transcript has a single exon. Bases 1 to 444 code for a protein of 147 amino acids. NCBI's taxonomy places the organism in Eukaryota, Fungi, Ascomycota, Eurotiomycetes, Eurotiales, Aspergillaceae. The record is from RefSeq and is a predicted model, not a curated record.
AUGCAGAUCGGAAGGCGCAAUGGAUCUGUCCCCGUGCUAGGAGCAACUACUCAAGGCAGUAUCACCACCUACACUUUCGUCCUCCUCAAAUACCCCCCCCCCCUCCCCAAAACCACCUCCAAAAUGCCAACUAUCAACAUGAUAGCCCUCAGCUUGUAUUCGUACCGCGACCCCGAUGACUUCGAUAAAUAUGACACCAAACCCCUCACCCUUCGGUACCUCUACUUCCUAGAUGAUUCCAUAGCCACAUCCAUAGCGGAGCACAGAUAUGCCAAAUGGAUCAAAUGCCCGGAGGAAUACAAGUACAAGAUUACACCGGACGAACGAGCCAAGGUAUGGAAGGUCACCGACAUGUGGCAUUUUGCGCCGGAUCCGAGGAGGGAUAUCCGUGUUGUCCCUGGGUCGCUUGCUCAUUUAUUUAUGGCGUACCCCCCGGUAUCAUGA